Colletotrichum acutatum is the source of this 1311-nucleotide messenger RNA. Its product is annotated as beta subunit of N-acylethanolamine-hydrolyzing acid amidase-domain-containing protein. Lineage: Eukaryota; Fungi; Ascomycota; Sordariomycetes; Glomerellales; Glomerellaceae. The coding region runs from base 1 to 1311 and encodes 436 amino acids. The transcript is spliced from 3 exons. Gene Ontology annotation, molecular function: hydrolase activity, acting on carbon-nitrogen (but not peptide) bonds. The record is from RefSeq and is a predicted model, not a curated record.
AUGCUCACACUCAAGCCUGAUGACAUCCCCAUCUACAAGAUCGACAUGGGCAAGCCUGCUGAAAAGCGCUACAUUAAGCUCGCCAAAGAUCUUGCUCCCAAGAUAAGAGAAGUGAGCCCCCUCUUUGAUGAGGUGAUUGAGGCGAUCUUCCCACAGGGCCUGUCUGGCUUUGCCAAGUUUACUUCCCGGUUUACCCUCCGCAAGGUGUUUGAUCCUGAGCAGACCAAGGAGAUCAAGUCCAUCGCUGAGGUCGCUGGCGUCCCCGCUCACCAGCUCAUGGCACUCAAUACCUUUCUUGACCUGAUGCUUGGUUGCACAUCUGGAGCUGCCUUAGUCCGGGGUGACUCCGAGCGCAAGGCUGUUGAUGGCGAUCCUGACCGUCUGAUGCACUUUCGGACUCUUGAGUGGGGCAUGGAUAUCCUGCGUGAUAUCCUUGUCAUCAUUGAAUAUGUCGAUACGAGAAAUGGCUCGAAUGAGGUGAUUGCCAGAUCAGUCACCUAUGCCGGCUUUGUCGGCAUGCUGACUGGUGUCCGCAAAGGCCUAUCAGUCUCUCUCAAUUUCCGCCCAAACUAUGAGUGUGGUGCAGGCUGCCUUAUGAAGCACCGAAUUAAGGUCCUUUUUGGCUUGCGCGAGUCUGUCCCCUCGAUGCUCCGCCGUAUUAUCCUCAAUGAGGAUAUCUCCACCAAGAAUGCCAAUGCCUAUGAUACCAAGAACUCCAAUCCCCCUGAGGACAGCAAAAAGCUCACUCUCAUCAGGUCCAUCGGCAAGAAGCUUGCCUCUUCCAAGGCGUCGCCCUGCUACCUGACCCUCUGCGAUGGCAGAGAGGUAGUGAACAUCCUUAAAGACCUUCGUGACGGCAAGAUCAAGACGAGCAGUGUCUUUCAGAUUCAGUGCAAUCAUGACCCUGACCAUCGACACUGCUGUGGCCGCAUGACUGUACGCCACAGCGCCGACCCUAUCCAGGCAAAGCUCAUGGAAUCUGAGGACUGGAUCGAGGCGUCUGCAGAUCGUCAGAAUGCCUUCCAGGAUAAGUGGAUUGGACAUGUCCGAGGUAUCACCAACGGAAAUGACAUCACCUGGGCCAAGCAGAAUAGUUGCUGCACGGAUCUGGAGCUUGAUGCCGAGGCCAGCAAAUCUGGCGAGAUGACUGGGGUUGAUGAGGCCAGACUACGCAACUGGAUCGCUACCUAUCCUACCACCAACGAGUCGACUCACUUCAUGUGCAUCAUGGACCCUCUGACUGGUCAGAUCCGCUGGAUCUCUCGUGGCCCUGACCCUCUCGCAAUGUUUGAGUUCGGCGACGAAAUGUAG